AUGAGGACGGCAGCAGCAUCUAUAGCGACGACAACAUGGCUUAUGAUGGCAAUCCUAUUGCUCACGGGAUCAUCAACGAAGGCAGAAGAAGAGGAAGGGCUCAUCGAAAAAACGGUUGUGAAAGUAACAAACGGGCUCAAGGUGCAGCUGACGGCGCAUUGCAAGUCCAAAGACGACGAUCUGGGAGAAAAAGUGUUGACAACGGAUGGGUUUUUCAGCUGGAAGUUCUACCCCAACGUUCUGCCAACAACGUUGUAUUUCUGUUCGUUCGAAUGGGAUGGCAGUGGCGGCAAGAAGUCGUUCAACAUUUAUGUUGAGAGCAGGGAUGAUGAGCGGUGCACUCACUGCCAGUGGACCAUUUACGAGAAAGGACCUUGUUUGUAUGAUGGCGGCACCAAAGUGUAUGACAUUUGUUACCCUUUUGACAGUUAG
Molecule: messenger RNA, 432 nt
Organism: Linum tenue
Lineage: Eukaryota; Viridiplantae; Streptophyta; Magnoliopsida; Malpighiales; Linaceae
Source: the annotation of a GenBank genome assembly